CGCCGAGCAGAGCAGACCACGCGAGAGACAGAGCAGCGGCACCAGCGAGGUGGGUCUCGUAUGAGCAAGUGGGUGCGGGCGGCGCUGGGCGCCGCCGAGCUGCUCGUCAGCGCGGCCGUCCACCUGGGCUACGCCUUCUACAUCUUCGGCGCCGCCGUUGCCGCCGACGUCGCGGCCUCCAUCGUGAAGGGCAUCAUGGCCGGCGUCGCCGCCGGCGGCGUGGCCAAGGACGUCGCCGUCGGGAGCGAGGACGAGGCCGCGGCCCUGCUCGACGGCGCCAUGCCGCCGAUCGUGCUGGUGCACGGCAUCUUCGGCUUCGGCAAAGGCAGGCUGGGCGGGCUUUCGUACUUCGCCGGCGCGGAGGAGAAGGACGACCGCGUGCUGGUGCCGGACCUGGGCUCGCUCACCAGCGUCCACGACCGGGCCCGGGAGCUCUUCUACUACCUCAAGGGCGGGCGCGUGGACUACGGCGAGGCGCACAGCGCGGCGUGCGGCCACGCCCGGUUCGGCCGGACCUACGAGCGCGGCCACUACCCGCUCUGGGACGAGGCCCACCCCGCGCACUUCGUCGGCCACUCCGCCGGCGCGCAGGUCGUUCGCCUCCUCCAGCAGAUGCUCCACGACGGCGCGUUCCCGGGCCACGCCGCCACCUCCGAGCGCUGGGUGCUCAGCGUCACCUCCCUCUCCGGCGCGUUCAACGGCAGCACGCGCGCCUACAUCGACGGCGCGCGCGUCGAGGACGGGGGACGGUCGCUGCGCCCCGUGUGCCUCCUCCAGAUCUGCCGCGUCGGCAGCGUGCUCUACCACUGGCUCGACCUCCCCUGGCUCAAGCGCUACUACGACUUCGGCUUCGACCACUUCGGCAUGUCGCGCCGCCUCGUCGGCGCUCGAGGGCUCGCCGACAUCCUGAUCGCCGGCCGGCGGGGCCCGUUCGCGACGGGGGACUGGAUCGUGCCGGACCUGACGAUCCAGGGCGCGGCGAGGCUCAACGCCCGGCUGCGGACGUUCCCGGGCACCUUCUACUUCAGCUACGCCAGCCGGCGCACCGCCCGGACACGGCGGGGCGCCACCGUCCCGUCGGGCCUGCUGCGGAUCCACCCGCUGCUCUUCCUCCGCGCCCUGCAGAUGUGCCGCUGGCGCUACCCGGCCGGCACGCCGCCGCCGUACGAGGGGUACCGGGACGAGGACUGGGAGGACAACGAUGGCGCGCUCAACAGCUUCUCCAUGACGCACCCGCGGGUCCCCGACGAGCACCCGAGCAUGCCGGUGGACGACGACGGCGCCGGCGGCCGCCCGCUGCAGCCCGGCGUCUGGUACUACCGGAUCGUGGAGGCGGACCACAUGGCGUUCGUCAUCAACCGCCGCCGUGGGGGCGUGCAGUUCGACCUCGUCUACGACAGCAUCUUCCGCAACUGCCGGAGGCUUUGUCUUCCCGACCGCCUCGCCGGCUCACUCCAGAAGCAGAGCUGACUCCGGACAGGGAUCUCGUCGAACGUCGAGCGGCAGAUAUUAUGAAAUCCAACCAUUCUUUACUUUCAGUGAUGAUUAUUCUUCGGACAGGUUCCUGCGAAUAUCAUGGAGCACAAUUCUGGCUAUUUUGUUUCAGCUUAGCUCAGGUCUUCUUUAUUUCGCAACCUAACUUUGCCAAAUAUGAGUCCUGGUUCAGAUCUUUCAUCCAGGUACGGAUCGGGAAACGCAAUACAGGAUGCCAAAACUGAAAACUCACAUUGAUAAAUGAUCCGAGGACUGCCGAAAACAGCUAUCACAAAAUGUUUUCAUGGCUGCACGAUGCAGCCAGGACAUAUGACUAGUGGAAUCAUAUAGAUCGACAACUCCGAUAACUGCUAGCAUUUCAUCUCGGAUGCUUAUUUCAAAGGGGGAAAAAA
Messenger RNA from Panicum virgatum (switchgrass), 1886 nucleotides. Its product is annotated as lipase-like. Gene Ontology annotation, cellular component: ribosome. The transcript is spliced from 2 exons. The coding region runs from base 61 to 1470 and encodes 469 amino acids. Gene Ontology annotation, biological process: translation. Gene Ontology annotation, molecular function: structural constituent of ribosome. Lineage: Eukaryota; Viridiplantae; Streptophyta; Magnoliopsida; Poales; Poaceae. The record is from RefSeq and is a predicted model, not a curated record.